Messenger RNA from Prinia subflava (tawny-flanked prinia), 1184 nucleotides. RefSeq names its product ovo like zinc finger 2 (gene OVOL2). The record is from RefSeq and is a predicted model, not a curated record. Bases 165 to 956 code for a protein of 263 amino acids. Gene Ontology annotation, molecular function: RNA polymerase II cis-regulatory region sequence-specific DNA binding; DNA-binding transcription factor activity, RNA polymerase II-specific. Gene Ontology annotation, biological process: regulation of transcription by RNA polymerase II; epidermal cell differentiation. NCBI's taxonomy places the organism in Eukaryota, Metazoa, Chordata, Aves, Passeriformes, Cisticolidae. The transcript is spliced from 4 exons. Gene Ontology annotation, cellular component: nucleus.
UCCCCUCCCCUUCCCCUCCCCGCGCCUCAGCGGCUCUGCCCGGUGCGUGCGGUCCCGCUCCCCCGGACGGCAGCGCAGCGCCCGCGCCCCGUCGGGCUGCGGGCGGGCGGCGGGGCUGAGACGGCUGCUCCGCUCCGUGCCCAGCCGUGCCCCCUGCCCUCACCAUGCCCAGAGUCUUCCUGGUGAAGCGCCGGAGCCCGCAGCCGGCGGUGCGCAGCUGGGAUGGGCUGCCCGACGAGGAGAGAGCCGACACCUACAUCCCAGGCGGGAUCGGCUGCGUGCUGCUGGGCUAUGAAGACAGCUGCAGCCUGGAGAGCAGCGGCAGCAGCGGGACUCGGGACGCCGAGCCCAGCGACCCACCGACGCCCCAACCUGCCCCCAACGAGCUGGGCACAGGCGGGGGAAUGCUGCUGGACCUGGCCGUCAAGCGCCCCAUGGUCAGAUCAAAAAUCAAGUUCACCACUGGCACCUGCAAUGAUGCUGCCCUGCAUAACUGUGAGCUGUGUGGCAAAGGUUUUCGCCUGCAGAGGAUGCUCAACCGUCACAUCAAGUGCCACAGCCAGGUGAAGAGACACUUGUGCAACUUCUGUGGAAAAGGCUUCAACGACACCUUUGAUCUGAAAAGGCAUGUCCGGACCCAUACUGGCAUUCGUCCUUACAAGUGCGAGGUUUGCAACAAGGCCUUCACGCAGCGCUGUUCGCUGGAGUCGCACCUGAAAAAGAUCCACGGCGUGCAGCAGCAGUACGCCUACAAGCAGAGAAGGGACAAGCUGUACGUGUGCGAAGACUGCGGCUACACGGGCCCUACACAGGAAGACCUGUACCUGCACGUCAGCAGUGUCCACCCUGGUAGCGCCUUCCUGAAGAAAACCUCCAAAAAACUCGCAGCUGUUCUGCAAACCAAACUGAGCCCUGUCCUGCAGAGGAACUCCAAAGAGGAUGGCAAGGAUGAGUGACACAGGGGCUCACAGUGCUCGGCAGGAAUGAAGUUUACAUGUAGGACUAUAUAUAUUAUUUUUUAAAUAACCAUUUUGAAAGAAACACCUGAAAUUAAAGGGAUGCUUCUGUUAACGGGACUCUCUUGAUGUUGAUAAAACCUCAGCUUCACAGAAAUAUUCCCAUUUGUGAUGGAAACAUCAGACUUUUUUUUAUCUGGCCAAUAAAAACAGAAUGCUUGCAAAGGC